Molecule: messenger RNA, 2598 nt
Organism: Arachis ipaensis
Lineage: Eukaryota; Viridiplantae; Streptophyta; Magnoliopsida; Fabales; Fabaceae
Source: RefSeq, a predicted model, not a curated record
AUGAGUGAAUCAUCUAAAGAUGCUAGAAAGAGAAGAAAAUUGGCUAUGAAGAGGAAAAAAUAUGAUACACUUGGAAUAAGAAAUGCUCAACUGGCCUUUUUAUCUCAGAGUAUUCUAUCUUGUGUUGGAUCAAUAUAUACUAAUGAAGAUGAAGGUGUUAUGCAUAAUAUCCUCAAUGAUGUAUUCACAAGCUUUGUUGAUAUUAAUGACCAUGUAUUGUUUGCAUCAAGUGAGACGAAAGAUUUGUAUUUGGUCUUAGUAAAUAAUUCCAAUACUUUUUCUUUCUUCUCUGUGUUAAUCGGCUUUUGGUAUGAUGAACAUGUUAUCAGAGAAUCUAAAGUUAGUCAACCAGUAUUUUCAAUGUGUUGCCUUAAAGGAAAAGUGCAAUUGCCAUUGUUGAAGGAGCCACCUGAAUUGUUGGUUUCGCUUUUGAAUGGAAAUGAUCUAAGGAGUAAACAUUUUUUUAAGAACAUUUGGGCAUAUAAUAAUUUGUUUUGUUUUACUUCUAUUGGUGGAAGGGUUGACACGUCUCUUAGUAAUGGAUCAGGUCCGUCGCAAUUUAUUCUCUGUGGCCAGAAUUACCAUAGAAUUGGUAGUUUACUCCCCGUGCCUGGCUUUAGCAGUCGUACGGGUUCUUUGGAUUCAACAUUAAUUGAAGAUUUAUUAAAGAUGCUUGAUGAGAAUAAUGUCGUUGCAAAAUCUUUUCGAAUGGCGAAAAAGUUCUAUCAGCAACGUCCUACUAAGGCUUUUUCCAUUCAUUUGUUUAGACAUCGAGCAGCAGACCCUCGAGUAUAUAAUGAGCCCACAGUUUCUGAAAUUGCUGGUCUUAUUAUUGGGGAUUUUGAUGGAUCGGAUACUGCACGUGAUAUUAUUGUUCAGUGGAGGAAUGGAGACUUAAAACGCAUUCAUGAGACACAUACAUUGUACUGGCCGUUGCAAUAUCCUUUGCUAUUCCCGUUAUUUGAGUUGAAAAUUCAAUCUUUGAUGACUGAUUUGAAGGAUGGAGUUCUUUGGACCUAUGAAUACCGGUUACAAACAACUGAAAUCAUGGAUGAGGUUAUAUCAGCUGAGUUACCAGAUCCAAUUAGAUUUCCAAAGUUGUAUAGUGUUGUUACCAAAUAUAUGAUUUAUGGUCCUUGUGGUAAAUUAAGACCUUCUUCUCCUUGCAUGAGAAAUGGUGGCUGUUCUAAAUUCUAUCCAAAGAAAUUUGUUGAUGCAACAGGUUUUGAUAAAGAUGGUUAUCCAAUAUAUAGAAGGAGAAAUAUGGAAAUUACUUAUAAAAUAAAUGGUGUGGAUGUGGAUAAUCGAUUUGUUGUUCCUUAUAAUCCUUUGCUCCUUAUGAAAUAUCGAGCCCCUAUCAAUUUGGAGUUUUAUAACAAGUCAAAUGUCAUCAAGUAUUUGUUUAAAUACAUAAACAAGGGGCCAGACCGCAUCACUGCAUCAAUUAGAAAUGUACAAACUCAGGAACAUGGUGGUCAAGAUCAGUUGAUAUUCCAUUUGCCUGGAAAGCAGAAUCUAUUAUUCAUUGAUCAUGAUAAGAUUCCUGAAAUUAUUGAGAAGAACAAGUAUAAGGAUACAAUGUUUACUGCAUGGAUGCGAGCUAAUCUUAAGUUACCGCAUGGUAAUCAGUUAUUAUAUUCUGAAUUUCCAAAUUAUUUUAUUUACUUGCGUGAUUCUCAAGAAUGGGUUCCAAGGCAGAGAGGGUUCUCAAUUGGAAGGUUAACUUUUAUCCAUGUUGGUUCGGGUGAGAUAUUUUAUCUGCGUUUGUUGCUCAAUGUUCAAAGGGGUUGUAAAAGUUUUGAAAACAUCCGCACUGUUGAUGGUGUUGUAUAUGAUUCUUUCAAGGCUGCGUGCAAUGCUCUUGGUUUAUUGAGUGAUGAUCAGGAGUUCAUUAAUGCUAUUAAAAAAACAGCAGAAUUGUCAUCUGGUUUUCAGUUGUGUCAGUUGUUUGUUACACUGUUAGCAUCUAAUUCAAUGAACAAACCAGAGUUGGUUUGGAGAGACACUUGGAGAUUGUUAGCUGAUGACAUUUUAUAUUAUAGAAGACGGGAGUUGCAAUUGCAAGAGCUCGUGAUGACAGAAGAAGAACUUGAAGUUCUUUGUUUGAUUGAAGUUGAAAAAUUAUUGCAAAUGAAUGGCAGAAGCUUGAAAGAUUUUUCCCAAAUGCCUUUUCCUAAUCAGGAUUUGGUUUCCCAUUUUUCAAAUUCUAUGAUUAUGAAUGAGAUGAAUUAUGAUGUAGAUCAACUUCGAGAAGAACAUGAUGUAAAUUUGGAUAAAUUGAUAGAUGAGCAAAAACUGAUCUAUGAGAGAAUAAUUGAUACAGUUGCUAAUAAAAGACCUGGAUUCUUUUUUGUUGGUAUUGCAUCUUUAUUGCUCCCUAAUGGGAGGACUGCGCACUCAUUGUUUUGCAUCCCCAUUGAGCUGAAUGAGGAAUCUGUUUGUAGUAUUAAGAAAGAUAGUCAGCGAGCAGAACUCAUCCGUCGUGCUUCUCUAAUAAUAUGGGAUGAGGCAUCCAUGACGAACAAGUUGGCAUUUGAAGCGCUUGAUAGAACUUUCCAUGACCUAAUGAAGCGCUUGAUAGAACUUUCCAUGACUUAA